UCGAUCGGAACCUCGCAAUUGGAAGGAUCCCGUGUCUCGAAUCCUAUUACACGUCAAGAGAGCCAGUGUGGGGAGUUCGAGAACCAGAUACAUGAUGGCCGGCCCAAACCGUGACUCGGUUAAUGGCGGAUCCAGGGAUUCGCCCGGGAUUUCCGUGCCCUCAGAAACCUACAGCUUCCCGCCAGAAGCCUUCGAUUGGAGCCGCCUUCCAGACGUCGACACCGAUUUCCUCCCCCCAGAACACCUCGAGGCCUUCAUUCAGGCUCUCUCUGCACCGGACCCGAUACCCCAGACCCCGGACGACUUUGCCGCUACCUCGACCUACCCCCUCAACAGCCCUGGGCCGCACCGCGAUUCCACAGCCAGUUUUGACAUUGACGCCACCAGGCGCGCCACACGCUCAAGCUUGAGCUUCCACGAUGAGGAUCGCGGGUCGCGGGAUGCCGCCAGAGCUGCCGCCGCCGCCGCUGCCGCCGUCGCCGAUGUGGCUGCUCCAGGCCCGGCAUCAUCACGGCAGCCGACCGUUGGAAACCGCCGGCCGAGCAGUAGCAGCCUGUUCAUCUCAGCACGGAAUGACUGGGCACCGGUGCACGAGAGGGUCCGCCGGGACAGGAAAGACGCGCCGCCCUCGACAAGGAAGAAGAAGAAGAAGACGAGGAGGAAGGCCCGCACCAAGGACGAGACCCGCGAGGGCUACUUCUACAACCUUCUCAAAUGGCCCCUGCUGUUCAUCGUCGGCGCCUGGCUCCUCGGCCUAUCGGUCAUGUACCUCGCCACGCGCAUGUACAUCUCGCUCUACGAGCAGCUGAUUUCCUGGCGUGGGCAGAGGGAACGUCUGCGGCGGGCGAUGCGCUCCACGACCCGAUACCAGGACUGGGCGGCGGCGGCGCAGCGAAUGGACGACUUCUUUGGGAACGGGAGGUGGAAGGAGCAAGACGAGUUUGCGUACUACGACAGCAAGACGGUGAAGAGGGUGUUGGAGGAGAUGAAGCGGUGCAGGCGGCGGGCCGAGAGGGCGCGUGACGGGGGGGAGCCAGACGAGUGCAGACAGACGACGGAGGACCUGAAGGUGCUGAUCGAGGCGUGCGUCAAGAAUAACUUUGUCGGCAUCGAGAAUCCAAGGCUGUAUAGCCAGACGUACUACGGGACCAAGAACUUGGUGCAGAACUACAUUGACGAGGUGGAACGCAGCAUCAAGUUUCUGAUCGAUACGGAUCAGCUCUCCAAGGAAGAGAAGCGUGUCAUGUUCAAGAGAAUCUGCGCAAACUAUGGCCGGACGGCACUCUGUCUGUCCGGCGGGGCCACGUUCGCCUACUAUCACUUCGGCGUCGUCAAGGCUCUGCUGGAGGAGGACUACCUCCCCGACAUCAUCACCGGUACCAGCGGCGGCGCCCUGGUGGCCGCCCUCGUAGCCACCCGCACUAACGAGGAGCUCAAGGAGCUGCUGGUGCCAGCGCUGGCGCAUCGCAUCACAGCCUGCCGCGAGCCCAUCGCCGUCUGGUUCCGCCGCUGGUGGAAGACCGGCGCGCGCUUCGACUCGGUCGACUGGGCACGCCAGUGCGCCUGGUGGACGCGCGGCUCCAUGACCUUCCGCGAGGCCUACGAGCGCACCGGGCGGAUCCUCAACGUCUCGUGCGUGCCCUCCGACCCGUACUCGCCCACCAUCCUCUGCAACUACCUCACCAGCCCGGACUGCGUCAUCUGGUCAGCCGUGCUCGCCUCGGCCGCCGUGCCGGGGAUCCUCAACCCGGUCGUGCUCAUGAUGAAGACGCGCUCCGGCCAGCUCGUGCCCUACUCGUUUGGGCACAAGUGGAAGGACGGCUCGCUGCGGACCGACAUUCCCGUCCAGGCGCUGAACCUCCACUUCAACGUCAACUUCACCAUCGUCAGCCAGGUCAACCCGCACAUCAACCUCUUCUUCUUCUCGUCGCGGGGCUCCGUCGGCCAGCCCGUCAUCCACCGCCGGGGCCGCGGCUGGCGCGGGGGCUACGUCGGCUCCGCCCUGGAGCAGUACCUCAAGCUGGACCUGACCAAGUGGCUGCGCGUGCUGCGGCAGCUCGAGCUGCUCCCGCGCCCGCUCGGCCAGGACUGGAGCAUGCUGUGGCUGCAGACGUUCGGCGGCACCGUCACCAUCUGGCCGAAGGUCGUCAUGUCGGAUUUCCCCAGGAUCCUUACCGACCCGGACCCGGCCCGGCUGGCACGCAUGAUCUACGAGGGGCAGCAGAGCGCGUUUCCCAAGAUGAAGUUUGUCGCGAACCGGCUGCGGAUCGAGAGGCUGGUGGAGAAGGGACGGAGGGAGAGCAGGCUCGGGAGCGCGGGCGCGCGCCCCGUCGUUGCUACCGCUGCUGCUGCCGGCGAGCCUGGGGCCGAGGCCGGGGCCGGCAGGGAGGUGAGGAGGCUGAGCAUGGAGAGCAUCCUGAGCGAGGACGACCUGAGGAGCCUGCUGAGGGUGCGGGAAAGGAAGAGGGAUGGCGGGGUCGGCGCGGCGACGGAGACGGAGGAGGACGAGACGACGGACUACGAGGAGGAGGGGGGCAUGGUGUUUGACGGGGACGAUGCAGAACGGCAGCUCAGGGCGGCCGCGAGGAUGAGGGAGGAGCCCAAGAUCGCGACGCCGAUGGGGCUGGCGGGCGCCGAGGUGCACUAACUCACCGAGCCGUCGAACAU
Molecule: messenger RNA, 2667 nt
Organism: Thermothelomyces thermophilus ATCC 42464
Lineage: Eukaryota; Fungi; Ascomycota; Sordariomycetes; Sordariales; Chaetomiaceae
Exons: 2
Coding region: 95-2647 (850 amino acids)
Biological process (GO): lipid metabolic process
Molecular function (GO): triacylglycerol lipase activity
Source: RefSeq, a predicted model, not a curated record